CAGGGCCCCGCCCCGCGGCCCAGAGCUCUGAGUCCGGGGGUGCCGCGUCGCCCUGCGUGAGGGGCAGGGGCGGGGGCGGGGUGCAGGCGUUGGCCCUGCCACGUCUGGGCCUGGGUUCCCCGCUGUGGCGCUGGCGGGGCAGGAGGUGGGGCAGGCGCUGAAGCCGGAUCCGGAUGCGGAUCCGGUACUCUGCGGCCCCGGGGUAUAGAAUUCGACGCACCUGGCGGGAGCGCAGACUGCCGCGGCUCUGCGGACCUUACUGGAAAGAUGAAACCUGAUGAAACACCUAUGUUUGACCCAAGUCUACUCAGAGAAGUGGACUGGAGCCAGAAUACAGCUACGUUUUCUCCAGCCAUUUCUCCAGCACAUCCUGGAGAGGGCUUGGUUUUGAGGCCUCUUUGUACUGCUGACUUAAACAGAGGUUUUUUUAAGGUACUGGGUCAGUUGACAGAGACUGGAGUUGUCAGCCCUGAACAGUUUAUGAAGUCUUUUGAACAUAUGAAGAAAUCAGGGGAUUACUAUGUUCUAGUUGUGGAAGAUGUGACUCUCGGACAGAUUGUAGCUACAGCAACUCUGAUAAUCGAACACAAAUUCAUCCAUUCCUGUGCUAAGAGAGGAAGAGUAGAAGAUGUUGUGGUUAGUGAUGAAUGCAGAGGAAAGCAGCUUGGCAAACUGUUAUUAUCAACCCUUACUUUGUUAAGCAAGAAACUGAACUGUUAUAAGAUUACUCUUGAAUGUCUACCACAAAAUGUUGGUUUCUAUAAAAAGUUUGGAUAUACAGUAUCUGAAGAAAACUACAUGUGCCGGAGGUUUCUAAACUAACUCUCCUAAGAGAAUUAACAGAGCUGACGUUGCUGCCACCCAAUGGCCUCCAUGAACACAGCGGAGAAACCCAAUGUAAUAUCCCAAGUAUAAUGAUAUUUAGAUUACCUUGGGCUGGAGGGAUAUGCUGAGUUUAGAUUAUAAAUAAAUAUGGUAAAGGGGAUGAUUUUUAACCAAAUGAAUAUAUUUUUAACUUGAAUCUUUUCUUGCUUUGUAUUUUUCUAAAGGUCGGCUUAAUUUCUUGGUAGUGAGUAUGAAUAGUAAGGAGCAAUGCUGCUCAUUUUUUUAAAAAAAACUGACUAAGGCUGUUUCUUACCAUAUUCAUAAAACAUACACUUGUGGGUAUCAUUUCUCACAUAUUAAUUAUAGGGUAUCGAAUCAAAUAUAGUGCAUCUAACAUUUGCUGAUCCUAAUACUGGCAAACAACUUAUCAGCCUUUUAAGGAAUUAUGAAGCUGAUAGGAUUCAGAGUAAAACAAAUGUUUUAUUUACCAAAAAUUUACAUAGUUCUACGUAAAGUGCUACCUAUAUUAUCUGUGAAAUAAUAUUCAUUAGAAUUAUCUAAGAGUGAAUUUAAGGGUCAUAACAGGUAUUUUUUUACGUGACUUAGCAACUCUUGGCAUAUGUACUUCUACCUUUUUUUAAAAUGGGCACUGAAACCUUGCUUUUGGUUAAUGUUUUUGUGAAACAUGGAUUAUGUAAUUGGUGGAAUAUUUAAAAUUGUUUGGCAUUGCAUUUGUCACGUCCUUAAAAUGUUGAUAGCUUUUUCUAUUUAUUUUAAUUAUUUUUUUAAGGAAUUAAGAUACUUUAUUAAUGGUUCUAAUCUUUUGCAUUCCAUGUUACAUUAAACUGUUCAUAUGAAUGACAUCUGUUAGAAUCUUGGCUGUACUUUGAGUCUCCUAUUCAAGUCUGAUUUCACAGCAUCUUAAGUUUUGUAUACUCUUUGUAAAACAAACUUGGAAAGGAAGAACUGGCUACUUCUCAUUUCUUAAGUUGAACCACUUCAACUGGAUUUUGGAUUUUACUAAAAGUUGUUAGUUGAAGUUGACUUUUCAGAACAGUAGAAAUCCUUGACUGGUAGGGGGUAUAUUACUGACCUACACAGAUGAGUGCCUAGUGAAAUCAACAAAGUGCUGUUGUUUCAGAAGUCCUAUAAUCUUGGGCAUCAAUUUCAUUAAGUAAAUUCUGGUAAUUAAAAGCCAUGUUAAUAAGCAUAGUAAAAAGGCUUUAAAAGGUAA
Molecule: messenger RNA, 2059 nt
Organism: Cavia porcellus (domestic guinea pig)
Lineage: Eukaryota; Metazoa; Chordata; Mammalia; Rodentia; Caviidae
Gene: Gnpnat1
Product: glucosamine-phosphate N-acetyltransferase 1
Exons: 6
Coding region: 268-822 (184 amino acids)
Biological process (GO): UDP-N-acetylglucosamine biosynthetic process
Cellular component (GO): Golgi apparatus; endoplasmic reticulum-Golgi intermediate compartment; endoplasmic reticulum
Molecular function (GO): glucosamine 6-phosphate N-acetyltransferase activity; monosaccharide binding
Source: RefSeq, a predicted model, not a curated record